ACAACAACAUCAUUGAUUCGGUCAGUUCAAGACAUCAUGGCUACCGUAACGUCCCCUCUUCCUCCUCUUCCUCCUCUUCCUGCAGGAUGGUCUGCAGAGAAAGACUACAAGGUGUUAUCCAGCUUGACUAGUGCUGUGCAACGCAACAUUGAGCCUGUGGGACCGCAUUUCCUGGCUCAUGCUAGAAGAAAACGCCACAAUCGUACAUUCUCUGAAGACGAACGCAUUCAAGCCCAGAAGAAUGUCAAGAAGGUCGAUGAGGACGAGGACGAUGAGAUCUCUGAGCCUGAGGAUCCUUUGAUGCUCCAGCGGGAUGCUAAGGACUGGAAGAACCAAGAUCACUACGCUGUCCUCGGUCUCAGCAAGUACCGUUACAAGGCUACCCCCGAACAGAUUAAGCGCGCCCAUCGUAAGAAGGUCUUGCGUCACCAUCCUGACAAGAAAGCCGCGGCUGGCCAGACCGACGAAAACGACAAUUUCUUCAAGUGCAUUCAAAAGGCCACUGAAAUUCUCCUUGACCCAGCGAAGCGUCGUCAAUACGAUUCCUGUGACGAGAACGCUAACGUCGAGCCACCAACCAAGAAGCAACUCGAAAAGGGCAACUACUACAAACUCUGGGACCGUGUGUUCAAGUCCGAGGCUCGUUUCUCCAACAAGCAGCCUGUCCCUACGUUCGGCAGCGAGAAUAGCACUGAAGAAGAGGUUGAGGAGUUCUAUAACUUCUGGUACAACUUUGACAGCUGGCGAUCAUUCGAGUACGAGGAUGAGGAUGUCCCCGAUGACAAUGAGAAUCGUGACCAGAAACGUCAUGUGGAGCGUAAGAAUGCCAACUCGCGCCGCAAGAAGAAGACCGAGGAUACCACACGUCUGCGCAAGCUUGUCGAUGACGCCCUUGCCGGCGAUGAACGUAUUAAGAAAUUCCGUCAAGCCAAGCGUGCCGGCAAGGAUAAGAAGCGUCUCGAAAAGGAGGCUGAAGCCAAGCGUAUAGCUGAAGAGAAGGAGAAGGCUAAGCAAGAAGAAGAGCGCAAGAAGAAGGAGGCCGAAGAAGCCGCGAAAGCUGAGCGGGAGGCCAACAAGAAGAGUAAGGAGGCAGCCAAGAACGCAGCCAAGAAGAACAAGCGUGUUCUCAGGAACAGUGUCAAGGAUGUCAACUACUUUGCUGAAGGUGGUGAUGCCUCUGCUUCUCAGGUGGACAAUGUCUUGAAUGAUGUUGAUGCUAUUAUGGCCAAGAUUACUCCUGAAGAGUUGGCUGCGUUGGCCUCUAAAUUGACUAGUGCCGGUACUGAUGCUGCUGCUGUCAAGGCUGCUUACGUCGAUGAAGUGAAGCGAUUGAUUGGCGAGGGCAAAUUGAAGGAGACUGAAAUCAAGGCAUUGAACUAGUUGACGUCGACUAUAGACUGUACAUCCGUACAAUGACUCGUAUAUGAAUGACUAGAUUUCUUUCUAUCUUCC
Molecule: messenger RNA, 1452 nt
Organism: Talaromyces stipitatus ATCC 10500
Lineage: Eukaryota; Fungi; Ascomycota; Eurotiomycetes; Eurotiales; Trichocomaceae
Product: ribosome associated DnaJ chaperone Zuotin, putative
Exons: 3
Coding region: 37-1380 (447 amino acids)
Biological process (GO): regulation of translational fidelity; 'de novo' cotranslational protein folding
Cellular component (GO): cytosol
Molecular function (GO): ribosome binding; Hsp70 protein binding
Source: RefSeq, a predicted model, not a curated record